UUAUUCUUUAUCGUUAAAAAUUCCAAUUUUGGCUUGAAAGUACUACGGAUGAAAGUUCAAUUUUAUUAGUAAGUAAAAUAAAUUAUUAUUAUUAAGAUGAAAAAAACUAUUAAACAAAUUAAAAUAUUACUAUAAUUUAGUUGGUGACUGGUUUCUAACAACAAAUAAUAUACCUUUCACAUAAAAUUAUCUUCGUAAAUAUUUUUUAAAUGAACGUUAAAACGUGUUAUUUUUUGACACAACGUUUUGUAUGUUUAAGGACUAACAAUAUAAUAUGUCCCUCGUAGUUCCACCCAUAUUGACACAAAAUAAACGCUUUCGUUGUUUUCAACUUGUUCAAGACAUUUUGUGUUUUGUUAUAACUUAUAAAUCAUUACCAAGAUCGGGGCGGACUUGGCAAACGAAUUGUUUACGUACUUCACUUGCAUAGUAACCAGCCAAAAAUGUAUUCAUGCGUAUCGUCCGCAAAUCACUUUUCUGUCCAAAAGGAAUACUCAAGACCGUUUAACGUGUCCGUUAUAUUUUGAAUAGCGUUUGUUCCUAUAAUACAUCAAUUGUGUAUUGUGAUGCAGUCAAUCGUUCAACUUUCAACUGCCAAAUACAAUGAACAUGUUAUCUAUCUAUGUUUUAACAAUCAAAGUAAUAUACGUAUAGUUAUUAAUAACAACUUGAGAACGAUCGAUGGACGUGGAAUUGGUCGACUUAGAGUCUGCCUACCAAGGUGUGAACGACGUUAUCGCGAAAUCGAUUACAGAAAACGGAAAAGACGAAGUGAUUGCACAUGUCAUCAACCAUGAGCGGUGUGGCGACGACAACUUACCGUCGUCCGAAGUACAAAAAGACAUCAGACCCAACCUAAAGGGGGACAGGCUCAAUGUGGCUUUGCUUGUACUGCUAUACAUGUUACAAGGUGUACCGGUAGGAAUUUCAUUCGCCAUUAGGAUGUACAUGCAGAACAUGAAAGUGUCGUACGUUCAACAAGCAAAGUUCGGUGUAGUCGAUAUCCCAUGGAGUUUAAAGCUAUUGUGGGCUCCGUUGGUGGACGUCAUGUACUCGCGCCGUGUGGGCAAACGGAAGACGUGGCUGGUCCCCGUGGAAUUGUGUAUAGGACUGUUGCUGAUGUUCGUAGCGCCGAACAUAAAGUGGUUGAUGGAAAACGAAACGCGUAUGACCACGUUGACGUGCGCGUUCUUUUUUCUGAACGUUUUGGCCGCCACUAACGACAUCGCCGUCGACGGAUGGACGCUCACUCUGUUGAGAAAGGAGAACUUAGGAUACGCAUCAACGUGCAAUACGUCCGGCCAAGCAUUGGGAGUAGCGUUCGGUUACGUAUUGUUCAUAUUGUUGGAGUCCGAGGAAUUUUGCAACAAGUGGCUACGUUUUACAGCCCAAAAAGGUGGCAUAAUUUCGAUGGAGGGAUAUUUAUUCUUUUGGGGAAUAAUUUACACUAUGGUAUCCGCGUCGAUUGCUGUGUUCGUGAAAGAGAAAUGCAAUCAGGCCGAUAAAAUCAGCAAAAUCAACGUCAAGCAAAUGUAUAAAUUGUUAUGGAAGAUCAUAAACCUCCGGACGAUGAAAAUAUUUACCAUGGUCAUGCUGGCAUAUGAAUUCUCGUUUUCUUCGAUGGGAACGUCCGUGUCAAAUCCAAAAUUUAUGGAAUACGGCGUGGCAAAAGAAUCCAUGGCUCUAGUUGAUCUGUCAUUGAUCCCGAUAAAGAUUUUCAUUCCUAUUUUUAUUGCUAAAUAUACGUCUGGCCCGAGACCGUUGAAAAUACUCUACAAGACGGUGCCAUAUUGGUUGGUGUUGGGAAUUUCUUCGGGAGUCCUUGUAUACUAUACGCCGAAUUUCAUAAGCGGCGAAUACAGUAAUUGGUCGUUUUACUAUUUCGUAAUUUUCGAACUCCACCGUAUUUUGAGACUGGUGUUGUUGGUUGCCGUUUACCUUAGCGUGAGGUCAUUCUUUUUAAGAAUCAGUGACCCUCGUAUCGGUGGUACAUACAUGUCACUAUUGAAUACUGUGUGGUAUUUUGGGAUGGCUAUAUCCCGAAUUGUGGCUCUGGGACUGCUCGGCUUGCUUACUGUCAAACAGUGUUCGACAGACCGGGAGAUCGAGUGCCUUUCAAAAACAGUGAAUGAUGAAGAUUGCGAAAAGUUUGCUGGAGACGAUUGCGUCAUCGUUGUGGACGGUUACUUUGUUGAAGUGGUAUUCUGUACGAUUUCCGGUGUGGCGUGGUACCUGGCCCUGAGAAAAAUCCUCGAAAACUUACAGUCCAGACAAUUGAGCGAUUGGCAAGUGAACGACGACGGACUAAUCCACGGCGUGCUACAUGAAUAACGAUCACGACGUUGCUUGCAACUUGCCAGACUCUGUUAGUCUGUGGCCUAACCAUUCCGGCAAUCGCUAAAUAAUUUUAAAAAUCUUUUUUUACACAAAAAAUUUAUCUCGAACUACUCUGAUCGUAGGUACACAGUGAGAGUUCGACAGAUAUAUUACUAAUUUAUGUACAAAAUUAAAUCUAAACAGUAUGUACUAAUUAUCUUUCUAUGUAUAUACCUGUAUUGUAUGUUAUACCUAAAUGAUUUUAAUUAUAUAAACUAACGCAAGUACCUAGUUUGAACAAAAAUAAAAACACGAAUUGGAUGUUUUAAAUGAAAAAUAAAAUACUAUUGUUAACAUUUUUCAAAUAUCUAUUCUUAUAUUUGAGUGAUACUUAUUACUUAUUAGUUAAUACCCUAUCAAUAUAUAUUUAUUAUUAUUUUUAA
This is a messenger RNA of Rhopalosiphum padi (bird cherry-oat aphid), 2759 nucleotides long. RefSeq names its product acetyl-coenzyme A transporter 1-like. NCBI's taxonomy places the organism in Eukaryota, Metazoa, Arthropoda, Insecta, Hemiptera, Aphididae. The coding region runs from base 682 to 2331 and encodes 549 amino acids. Gene Ontology annotation, cellular component: membrane. The transcript is spliced from 10 exons. Gene Ontology annotation, molecular function: acetyl-CoA transmembrane transporter activity. The record is from RefSeq and is a predicted model, not a curated record.